Molecule: messenger RNA, 1260 nt
Organism: Python bivittatus (Burmese python)
Lineage: Eukaryota; Metazoa; Chordata; Lepidosauria; Squamata; Pythonidae
Source: RefSeq, a predicted model, not a curated record
AUGACUGAAGUUCAGAUUGACAGUUCCUGCCUGCCUCCAGUCCAGGAAGUUUGCCGAGACUUCGCUGUCCUGGAAGACAGCGCGUUGGCCUAUUGUCUGCAAGAACAAGAGAUUGAACUGCAUUACGCUUCUAACAUCCAGAAGAACCAGCUGGUCCAGAACGACCUCCGAAUCGCCAAGAGACUUCAAGACCAGGAGGUGGAAGCACAGAAGCUUCAGGUCUCCAGACGACAGAAAGAAACCAAAGAGAGGGAUCCUGAGAAUGCCCAGGCCAUCCAGAAAGGUCUUCAAAAGAAAAUGGGAAAAGAUUAUCGGAAGAAGGCAAAAGAUCAGCCAUGGUUCAGAGGUGUCCUCGGGAGUAUGGGAAAAAGUAAGAAGGCAGCCACAGUGGUGCAGGUGAAGCCCUACCUGUUUUUUUAUGUGCGUCAAGGCAAAGAGGACAUUGUCUUUGCCGUGAUGCUCUCACCAAGGCAGUCAGAGAAGACCUCCUUUUGGUCCUGCUGCCCCCAAGUGGAGAGAGUCAAGCGGUUUCAGAACUUGGAAAAGGAUGAGAGUCGUCAGCAAAGGCAGAGGCCCAGGCCUUCACAUGGGACAAGAGAUGGUGCCACGGAACCUCUGCACUGGGAGAUGGCUAGACUGGAGCUCCAGACCCAGCAGCAGUUCCAGGAAGAUGAGGAACUGGCCCGGAAGCUGCAAGAGGAAGAAGAGCAGGAGCAGACUCGCAUUAGAGCCAGGAGGAACCGGGAGCAGGACAAUGACUACCGAGCCGCCCAGGUGGCCCAGGAUGAGGAGAUUGCACGGUACCUGCAAGACAAGGAGCUGCACACCCAGUGGGGGUCCCCACGCCAGGACAGGCAGCAGGCCCAGCCCCCUGGGCUCCCGGAGGGGCAAUACAGCUCCAGCCCAGAGAAGGAGUCAUGGCAGAGUAGCAGAACUCCACCCCUGCUCAGAAUCCAGACCCAGGAGAACACAAAUGUGACCGUGAGAGGGAGCUCCACAGAGAAAAAGCCACCGUUUUGCCGAAAUAUUGCUGAAGUUCUGGAUCCAACUUUUCAAGCUGCUAAAAUGGGAACACCCUCUGAUGUGAUGGAUCUUGGUUCCCAAGCCUCCAGCCCAGGACCCCUGGCCCAGAUGGACAGUUCCUUCGACUACCCGCAGGGGGUUGCAGCCCCUGUCUUUGUCUCCCCAACCAAACGACAGCCAGAAAAGGUGGGCUGCCCGAAAUCCAGCAACAAAAAGGAAGGCUGCAGGCAGCAGUGA